AGCGCUCUUUUCGCCAUUUAACAACCUUCACCACUCUCUGCAAAAAAUUUGUGAUCGUUAAUCAUCACUCAUACUUUUUAAUCUUCUCCCUUUCCUUCUUUUUCAUCCUUUAAUUUCCAAAUAACAGUUUAUUUCUUCAUUUUUUUUCCCUCGCUUGUUAGUUUCCGUUUUUAUCAUUCUUCUCAACAGUACAAUGUUUUAGUUUCAUCCUUUCACCACCAAAAAAAGAAAGAAAGAAAGAAAGAUAAUAUGUAAUUUUGGAGAACAUUUUUCAGAAAAAAUAAAAAUAAUAAUAAUAAUAGAAGAAGUGAGAGUUACUUAGAAGAAAAAGAAAAACAAUGGGUUCGAUUCGGACGAUGGUGAUGAUAAUGUUAUACUUUUCAUCGGUUUUCAUGUUAGUUUCGGGAGAUAGAAUUUUCAUGAAGCUGGAAGGGUCAAGAUUCAAUGAUACAAAGGAUUAUGCUUAUGAACAGAAUUUAGUUACCAAUAUUGUAGAGUUCUUAUGGCAACCGGGAGAAUCAGGUUAUCAACAUGUCUGGCCGGAUAUGAAACUUGGGUGGCAAAUAGUUGUGGGCACAAUAAUAGGUUUCUGUGGAGCAGCAUUUGGAAGUGUAGGAGGUGUUGGUGGUGGUGGCAUAUACGUUCCUAUGCUUACUCUUAUUAUUGGGUUUGAUCAGAAAUCAUCCACAGCUAUUUCAAAAUGUAUGAUAAUGGGUGCAGCAUUGUCAAGUGUUCACUAUAACCUUAAACUGAGGCAUCCUACAAUGAAUGCUCCUAUGAUUGACUAUGAUUUGGCACUUCUCAUUCAACCAAUGCUCAUGCUUGGCAUAAGCAUUGGAGUGAUUUUUAAUGUUAUAUUUCCUGAAUGGCUGGUCACCAUUUUGCUGCUUGUUCUUUUCUUAGGAACAUCAACAAAAGCAUUCCUUAAAGGUGUUGAAACAUGGAAAAAGGAAACAAUAAUGAAAAAGGAAGCUAUGAGGAGACUAGAGUCAAACGGUGCUGCGUCUGAAGUAGAAUACAGACCAAUUCCUACUGGCCCUAAUGCCAUUAAACACAUAGAGAAGCAUGAGGUGACUCUCAUUGAAAACGUAUGUUGGAAUGAAUUUGGACUUCUUGUUCUAGUUUGGAUUUUAUUCCUUGCAAUACAAAUUACCAAGGCAUGCAUGCUAAUUUUCUUUCUUCAUAUCUUCAAUAGAAAGUUUAUUGCAACCAACUACUAUACAACCACUUGUUCAACAUCAUAUUGGGUAUUGGAAGGGUUACAGAUUCCAGUUGCAUUAGGGGUGUGUGUAUAUGAGGCGGUUUCAUUGUAUAAGGGAAGGAGAACACUUUCAUCCAUAGGAGAAGGAGGAACAAAUUUCAGUGUGUUUCAACUAAUCAUGUAUUGUUUCUUUGGAGUGGUUGCUGGAGUGGUUGGUGGCUUGCUGGGUCUUGGUGGAGGAUUCAUAAUGGGACCUCUCUUUCUUGAGUUGGGGGUCCCACCUCAGGUUUCAAGUGCGACUGCCACGUUUGCCAUGACCUUUUCCUCUUCUAUGUCUGUCGUACAGUACUACCUCUUGAAACGGUUUCCGGUUCCU
This is a messenger RNA of Arachis ipaensis, 1577 nucleotides long. The record is from RefSeq and is a predicted model, not a curated record. Lineage: Eukaryota; Viridiplantae; Streptophyta; Magnoliopsida; Fabales; Fabaceae.